CUGUGAUUGGCUGGAAGAGGAAGAGCGCGGGGGGCUGUGCGGCGUGGCGCGGCGCCUACUUCCGGUCAGUGGAGCGGUUUGAGGAGAACGGGCGGCGGCGCGGCUCCCGGGCACGGUGCUUCCAAACCACGAUGACGCUCCCUCAGCUGCUCCUCUGCCUCUCCCUCUCCAUGCUCUGCAUCUCCAGCAAACCCACUGAGAAGAAGGACCGAGUCCACCACGACCCCCAGCUCAGUGACAAGGUCCAUGAUGAUGCCCAGAACUUUGACUAUGACCAUGAUGCUUUCCUGGGUGCCGAUGAGGCCAAGACCUUUGAUCAGCUCACGCCAGAGGAGAGCAAGGAGAGGCUUGGAGUGAUUGUAGAUAAGAUAGACACGGAUAAGGAUGGGUUGGUGACCGAGGGGGAGCUGAAAGCCUGGAUUAAGAAGGCCCAGAAGAAAUACGUGUAUGACAGUGUGGAGCGGCAGUGGCAGGACUUUGACAUGAACCAAGAUGGAUUUAUCUCCUGGGAUGAGUACAGGAACGUGACAUACGGCACUUACCUCGAUGACCCCGACCCCGACGACGGCUUCAACUACAAACAGAUGAUGGUGCGGGACGAACGCCGCUUCAAGAUGGCCGACAAGGACGGAGACCUGACUGCCACCAAGGAGGAGUUCACUGCUUUCCUGCACCCCGAGGAGUAUGACUACAUGAAAGACAUCGUCGUGCAGGAGACCAUGGAAGACAUCGACAAGAAUGGGGAUGGCUACAUUGACCUGGAGGAGUACAUUGGUGACAUGUACAGCCACGAUGGUGACGCUGAUGAGCCCGAGUGGGUGAAGACAGAGAGGGAACAGUUUGUGGAGUUCCGUGACAAGAACCGGGAUGGCAAAAUGGACAAGGAGGAGACCAAGGACUGGAUCCUCCCCUCGGACUAUGACCAUGCCGAGGCUGAGGCACGGCACCUUGUCUAUGAAUCUGACCAGAACAAGGAUGGGAAGUUGACCAAAGAGGAGAUCGUGGAGAAGUACGACUUGUUCGUGGGGAGCCAGGCCACGGACUUCGGAGAAGCCUUGGUGCGACACGAUGAGUUUUGAGGGCAAAGGCUUCUUCUCCAGUAAUUUAUUUUCUACCAUUUCUGGGCUGAUCAGAAGAAAACUUGUUGGGUUUGGUUUGGGGUUUUUUUGUUGUUGUUGGUUUGGUUUGGCUGCUGAGACUCCUCGUGCAGGCCAUCAACCACCCAGUUCCUUCCCCCUCCUCAUCCUGGUUUUAUUGCUUUUCUUCCUGACGGGAUGAGGAGCAGUUGAGGACCCCACCACCUCCUCCUCCUCCUGACUCUUUGAGGGGGGGUGUUGGUUGGGUUUUUUUGUUGUUGGGUUUUGUUUGUUCGUUUUAUUUAGAUUCACAUGGGGUUUGGGGGGGUCUUAUCAAGCUUGGGUUGGUUUUGUAUCUUGGUUCCACCAGAAGAAAUGUGUCUGCUGACAGGGCAGAGCAAAGACAAUGCUCCCCCUCCCCUUCCUCCCUGCCCUUUACCAACACCAAAUUGGACAAAUUGAUCAAAACUAAGGGG
Dryobates pubescens (Downy woodpecker) is the source of this 1552-nucleotide messenger RNA. It is a transcript of the gene CALU, whose product is annotated as calumenin. The coding region runs from base 132 to 1079 and encodes 315 amino acids. The record is from RefSeq and is a predicted model, not a curated record. Gene Ontology annotation, cellular component: endoplasmic reticulum. Gene Ontology annotation, molecular function: calcium ion binding. The transcript is spliced from 7 exons. NCBI's taxonomy places the organism in Eukaryota, Metazoa, Chordata, Aves, Piciformes, Picidae.